Messenger RNA from Brachypodium distachyon (stiff brome), 1229 nucleotides. RefSeq lists its product as uncharacterized. The transcript is spliced from 6 exons. The record is from RefSeq and is a predicted model, not a curated record. The coding region runs from base 146 to 997 and encodes 283 amino acids. Gene Ontology annotation, molecular function: S-adenosylmethionine-dependent methyltransferase activity. NCBI's taxonomy places the organism in Eukaryota, Viridiplantae, Streptophyta, Magnoliopsida, Poales, Poaceae.
CGGUCAUAGUCCCGUCUUCUGGCCGUGGCUCGUGGCCGUGUGGAUCCAUCCAUCCAGCCGAGACGAGAUAUCCGAUAGCAGCAAGCAAAACCUCCCCCCUCCCUCUCUCUGCUCCAUCCAGUACUCCCCGUCCGCGGCCCGCCCCAUGGCCUCCCUCCUCCGCACAGCCGCCGCCCUCGCGCCCCCGUCUUCUCCUGCCCGGGAGCCGCGGCGGCCGCCAUGCGCCGCCUCCUUCGUCUGCUCCCAGCAUGCGCCACCGAGGCUCCGGCGCGUCCCCGGCUACGCCGCGAGCCGGCUGCGGAGAUUGGGGGCCGAAGAGGCCACGCAAAGGGCGACGCAGUUUCUCUGCGGAUACAUGAGAAGAGAUGGGCACGAAGGUGAUGGGAGGAGUCAAGGACGAGAUGAAGCUACUAUGUUUGGGCCAGAUGACGAUGACGGUUCAAAGAUUCCUACUCAGGUUGAGACUCUUGUUAGAGGCACUGCAAUAGUUGAUGCUCCAGAAUACAAGCCACUCCCAGAUCUGGAUUACCUUCAGGAGUUGCUGGCUAUUCAGCAGCAAGGACCCCGGUCAAUAGGUUUUUUUGGUACCCGGAACAUGGGGUAUAUGCAUCAACAACUUAUUGAGAUCCUAAGUUAUGCUAUGGUCAUAACAAAAAAUCAUAUAUUCACAUCUGGUGCUUCUGGGACUAAUGCAGCUGUUAUCAGGGGUGCUUUGAGAGCUGAAAAGCCAGAUUUGCUCACUGUAAUUUUGCCCCAAAGUUUAAAUAAGCAACCUCCUGAAAGCCAGGAGCUAUUAUCUAAAGUACAAAACUUGAUUGAGAAACCUCAGUAUGACCAUCUACCACUAAUUGAAGCUAGCAGGUUAUGCAACAUGGACAUCAUCUCGAAGGUCCAGCAGGUGAUAUGUUUUGCCUUUCAUGACAGCAAGCUGCUGAUGGAAACCUGCACGGAGGCAAAGAACCUUCGGAAGAUUGUAACUCUGUUCUACUUGGAUUAGCUAGCACCUCAGUGAUCCUCUCCCUUUUUUGUCCGUAGCCUGGUGAAUGGCAAUUCGAUUUUAGUCAUUUAUGUACUCUAGCUCUGGGGUAGGUACAUCUUCAUUUGAAGAAAAAGUCAUUUUGCCGAUUGUUUAUUUUCUUGGUAGAAAUGAUAUAAGCUUGUCGAUAUGCCUAGUUUGACAGUGAAGGAAAUAAUGAAGUUAAUAUCCUUGGUGAUUCAAAAGUUCUCAA